Seminavis robusta is the source of this 858-nucleotide messenger RNA. NCBI's taxonomy places the organism in Eukaryota, Bacillariophyta, Bacillariophyceae, Naviculales, Naviculaceae. The record is from the annotation of a GenBank genome assembly.
AUGUCUUCAUCUGAUCCUGACACUACGGCUGGUACAACCGGCGCUAUCAGUGCCACCAGUGCUGUCACUUCUGCUAACAAAAAGCAACGAUUGCCCCCUCCAAUCGAGUCAUUGUUGGAUCAAAAAGAUAUUUGGACUGACAAUAUCUUUCCGUUUCUGGGUGUAGGACACUAUGCCUUUGUGGGAGGAGUCAACAAACAGUUCAACCAACUCUACAAGGCCUACUGUCAUUCCGUUGGGGUUCCUUGCAAUACAACCAGUGACAGAGCUGCAUUCUUCAACGUCUCCUGUGCCAAAUACUGGGAUUUGGAUGAUGACAGACGUGAAACUCCCUUUUGUGACCGCCUUUGCAAAAUAAUUGCCAAAGUGGGAAGUGUCCAUGUUAUGCAAUGGGCACAUAAGGAAGGAUAUCCAUUUGAUGAUUGGGCAUGCUUUAUUGCUGCCAGAAAUGGUCAUUUGGAUGUCUUGAAGUAUCUUCAUGAAAAAAUGAGCCCCAAAUGGGACACACAUGUACCGGUAUGUGCUGCUGCUGCUGCAGGAGGGCAUCUGGACACUUUGAAGUAUCUUCAUGAAAAUGGGUGCCCCUGGGACGAAGAGGUGUUGGAGGCUGCUGCUAGAGCAGGGCAUCUUGACAUUUUGAAGUAUGCUCAUCAACAUGGUUGUCCAUGGGAUACAUAUGGCUCAGCCUGCCAAACUGCUGCCUGCAACGGCAAUUUGGAUGCUCUGAAGUAUGCCCAUGAAAACGGGUGCCCCUGGUCCCCUCGGACAUGCGACGUGGCGGCCAUGCAUGGUCAGUUGGAUGCUCUGAAGUAUGCCCAUGAAAAUGGGCUGCCCAUGGGACGAAACUGUAUGUUUUGA